Conger conger (European conger) is the source of this 4584-nucleotide messenger RNA. RefSeq names its product cadherin 15, type 1, M-cadherin (myotubule) (gene cdh15). The coding region runs from base 109 to 2553 and encodes 814 amino acids. Gene Ontology annotation, cellular component: adherens junction; membrane; catenin complex. Lineage: Eukaryota; Metazoa; Chordata; Actinopteri; Anguilliformes; Congridae. Gene Ontology annotation, molecular function: cadherin binding; calcium ion binding. Gene Ontology annotation, biological process: multicellular organism development; calcium-dependent cell-cell adhesion; cell-cell junction assembly. The transcript is spliced from 14 exons. The record is from RefSeq and is a predicted model, not a curated record.
UCCGGAGCUCUGGGUGCAGGUUGAAUAGACCAGGAUAUAUACCCCCCACACCCCACCCUCUCUUCUUCUGGGGUAUUCUGCAGGGCGAGGGACGGAGAGACUGGGAGAAUGGCGCCCAGGUGUCUGUGUGUGCUGGCGCUGGUGGCAGUUCUUCAGGUCAGUUGCUCUGAGUUGGGACCGGAGGAGCCCGGCUCUGAUGUCCUGUUCCCCUGGGGAGGGAGGCCUGAUACUGGGGACCGUGUGCACCCCAGCAGGGUGAAGAGGGCCUGGAUCAUCCCACCCAUCCGGGUCUCGGAGAACAGCAAACAAGUCCCCGAAAAGCUGGUGGAGAUUAAGUCCGAUAAGGCGUUCACCUCGGAGGUGAUCUACAGGCUGGAGGGCCCGGGGGUGGAUCAGGACCCAAAGGGCCUGUUUGAGGUUGAGGAGGACACCGGCUGGAUCCUGAGUCUGGUGCCCCUGGACCGAGAGCAGUACAGCAGCUUCACGCUCCAGGCCUUCGCCCUGUCGAAGAGCGGGGAGAAAUUGGAGACGCCCUCCACCAUUGAGAUAGUCGUGGUGGACCAGAACGACCACAGGCCCAAAUUCACGCAGUCUGAGUUCGUGGGCUAUGUCCCAGAAUUCUCCAUACCAGGUACCGCCGUGACCGCGGUCUCGGCGACCGACGGCGACGACCCCACCACGGAGAACGCGCUGCUCAGCUACUCCAUCGUCGCCCAGGAGAGCGUCCCGCCCUUCCGCAUCAACAAGACCAUGUUCGGCGUCCACAACGAGACGGGCGUGAUCUACACCCGCGAUGUGGGGCUGGACCGGGAGGUGGUGGAAGGCUUCAGACUGACCCUGCAGGUGGCGGACAUGGCAGGCGAGGGGCUGUCGGAUCUGGGCUCCGUGCUCAUACACGUGACGGACAUCAACAACCACGUCCCCCGGUUCUCCCCGGCCUCCUACAGCGUGACCGCAGUGGAGAACAGGGAGCUGGCCGAGAUCGGCAGAGUCGACGUCACGGACGAAGACAAGCCGGGCUCGGAGAACUGGAGGGCCAAGUACACCGUCGUCAGGGGCGACCCGCAGGGACACUUCGCCGUUCGGACCGAUCCAGUGACCAACCAGGGCAUCCUCUCUGUCGUGAAGCCCCUAGACUACGAGUCUCAGAUGGAGUACGAGCUGGUUCUGACGGUGGAGAACGAGGCCCCUCUCAGUCCCAAGGGCCCCCAGGGGCCACGCAGCGGGGCCACGGUCUCGGUCGCGGUGGCCAACGCCCAGGAGGCCCCGCGCUUCAGAGUGGACCCGCUCAGACUGAGCGUGCCGGAGUCGGUCGACCCGGGGACCAUUCUGGCCCGCAACAUCGCCGAGGACGCGGACGACCAGAACCUCAGGUUUGAAGUCCAGUACGACCCUGAGAGGUGGAUAUCGAUUGACCCUCAGACAGGAGAAAUCAAAGCCAGGAGGAAGUUCAAUCUGCGAUCGCCGUACGUCAAAAACAACAUCUACCGCGCCGUGAUCAAAGCUACGGACAUGGACGCCGGUGAUGAUGGUGGAGUCUCCAGCUCGGCCACAGUGGAGCUGAUUCUCAGGGAGACCAACGACUUUGCUCCGGUGCUGGUGCCUCAGAGGGGGUCCGUGUGCAGGGACGCAGAACCGACCCCCGGCCUGGUUCUGAGCGCCGUGGACCUGGACCUGCCCCCCCAGGCCGCGCCCUUCACCUUCUGGCUGCCGGAGGAGCCAACCACAGUCAACUGGACCCUGAUCCAGAUCAAUGAGACGCACACUCUCCUGCAGCCUCUGGUGGACAUGGAGUUGGGCCUGUACUCGGUCCCGGUCCGGGUGUCUGACUCCGGCACGCCCUCCCUCUCCGCCGCCUACGUGGUCACCGUGGCGAUGUGUGACUGCGGCGUUGCCGGGGGCUGCGACACCAUCGCCAUGGCGCUGCUCGGCGCGGGGGCGGGGCUUAGCUUCCCUGCUCUCCUGAUCAUCAUUGGCAGCACUGUGCUCUUCCUCUCUCUGCUGUUCCUGGCGCUCACGGUGUGGAGCUGCAGGAGGCGGCCGGUGAAACAGGCGGGGCUCCUGGCGGGGGACUCGGGCGAGGACGUCCGCGACAACGUGGUGAACUACGACGAGCAAGGGGGCGGGGAGGAGGACGAGAGGGGGUACAAUCUGGAUCAGCUGAGGAACCCCAACGCUCUCUUCCCGCCCCUUGCUCCAGCCCUGGCCCCGCCCACCUUCUCCUCCCCUGGCUCCGCCCCCCACAGGGGCAAGCAGCCACUCAGGAGAGACGCGCCCCAGAGGCUGCCCGCCUCCGCGCGUCCGCGGAAACCGCCAGCGGACCCCAACGACAUCAAGGACUUCAUCGAUGACGGCGUGGACGAGGCGGACAGAGACCCUAACGUCCCGCCCUACGACACGGCGCUGAUCUAUGACCAGGAGGGGGAGGGGUCGGCGGCGGGCAGCCUGAGCUCGGUGGUGUCGUCCGGCUCCGACGGCGACCAGGACUACCAGCACCUCAACGACUGGGGCCCCCGCUUCCACAAGCUCGCAGACAUGUACGGCCCUCACUGAGAGCCUCAGGAGCGGUGUUCAGCCCUUUACCCGCCCCUCUGCUGCCAACUACCCCAUCACCACCCCCAACUACCCCGCCCCUCUGCUGCCAACUACCCCAUCACCACCUCCAACAACUACCCCCAUCACCACCCCCAACAACUACCCCCAUCUACUACCCCCAUCACCACCUCCACCUACCCCACCCCUCUGUCGCUAAUUACCCCCAUCACCACCCCCAACAACUACCCCCAUCACCACCCCCAACUACCCCGCCCCUCUACCUACCCUGUCACCGCCUCACUCCUGCCGCCCGGGUGCAGCUCAGACAGGGGCCCCUCAUUGUUGGACUGGAAUGGGGCGAACAAAAAAUACAUAUCUGAUGAAAGCUUAUUAGGGCGGCACGGAUGGUGCAGUGGGUAGCACUGCCGCCUCACAGCAAGGAGGUCCUGGGUUCGAAUCCCGGUCGGCCGGGGCAUCCCUGUGUGGAGUUUGCAUGUUCUCCCCGUGUUCGUGUGGGUUUCCUCCGGGUACUCCGGUUUCCUCCCACAGUCCAAAGACAUGCAGGUUAGGCUGAUUGGAGAGUCUAAAUUGCCCGUAGGUAUGAGUGUGUGAGUGAAUGGUGUGUGUGCCCUGCAAUAGACUGGCGACCUGUCCAGGGUGUAUUCCUGCCUUUCCCCCAAUGUAUGCUGGGAUAGGCUCCAGCCGCCCUGCAACCCUGAUCAGGAUAAGCAGGUUCAGAUAAUGGAUGGAUGAAAGCUUAUUAGUAUAGCGCAUUUCAGAAACGCGCUUUGCAGAAAACCCCUGGCCUAAUCCUCCACAAGAGCAAGCCUAGGGCAUCGGUGACAAGGGACAACUCCCUGAUGAAAGAGGAAGUCUUGGAGGAACUAGACUCAGCACUCCUACAGAGUACGAUUCAGACUCUUCUCACGCCAACGGUGACAUCUUCAGUUGAGUAACUUGGGUCUUUUACUCUGACUGCCACUCAAAAGGUGUCAACCUUGACCUUUGACCUGUACACCUGUACAGUAUGCCUGUACGUGCACACUGCCCGCUGGUCACGGUGGGGAUGUGGGACCGUAUCGAGUUACCCAACCUUAAACAUCCAUUUUCAUCAAUUUUUCCAAAACAUUUGGAAACCAUACAUUGUUUCCUGUACAGACUUAUUGGCAGUAUUAAUUUGACUCUGCGGUUUGAAGUUCUCAAGUGUAGGAUGUAAGGACCAAUCUGACCAAUCACCCGUCUCCUGGUCAGGGAGGGGCAGAGCAUGUAGAUAGAUGAAGCCUGAUUGGAGAAGAGACAGAAGCAGAAUUUUAUCAGCAAAUUAAUAUUACUUUACAUCUGCUUAGCCCUUUUUUGCUUCUUCUUUGAUUUUGCUUAGCACACACUAUACUCACUAUACUACGAGGAUGAGCUUACAAGUGAAAUACUACCAGGUGAGACUUUGAAGGACUGGAAGCCAGCUUUUGCAAGGUAGUUUGCAGCAGUAGGGUUACUAGGAUUGCUCAAGACUUUCAAGGAUUCAAAUGAGUUUUGUGGCUUUGUCGUUUAGACUAUGACUUCUGCGCCAAUACAAAAGAACCAAAAUAUCAUGAGCACCAGAUAUACUCAAGGACUUGUAUACAGUGUAAAAACAGUUUCAUAAAAAAUAUUUUCUGUAGAUGAAGGAUAAAUUUGUAGAGUGCAGGUAUCUUGUAAAAAGAAAUUAAAAUGUAAUUAGGUCUGAUUAUACUACACUGAAAUAGAAUGUAAGCUUUUGGGUUCAGUCACAGGAAUUUGAUAAUUGUAUUCAGAAAUGUGUAUAUCAUUGUAAUACUGUUGUUUUUAUAUUUAUUUAUACAUUUGCGGUUAACAACAAAUAAUUGUAUCUUACAAUAAUACACCAAUAUCGUUGGCAAGUGGUACAUUUUGAAUUAAUUUAAGAUUUUUCUUUUGUCACAUGAAAGGGUUUAAAAAAAUAUUUAGCCUAUGAGCAAUAAGUACAGCAUAUGAAAGUAAUUUUUGACUUAACACCUCACACUUAUCUUGCCUUAUGGAAUUAAUAAAUCAUUG